Molecule: messenger RNA, 1348 nt
Organism: Physcomitrium patens
Lineage: Eukaryota; Viridiplantae; Streptophyta; Bryopsida; Funariales; Funariaceae
Biological process (GO): photosynthesis
Cellular component (GO): photosystem II oxygen evolving complex; chloroplast; photosystem II
Molecular function (GO): calcium ion binding
Source: RefSeq, a predicted model, not a curated record
GUGCCGGGAGGAUCCGACUCGGCCCGGCCCGCGACGUGAUCCUGUUCCUUGCACACUCUGCUGCUGCUGUUGGUGGUGGUGUUGUGGUUGUUGGUGUUGCAUGCAGUUGCUGGUUUGUUUUCGAAGGGGCUGAAGUUUUGUUUCUUUUGCGUCGACGGCAAUGGCUAUGGCGCUCGCUGGCUUGCAGACAGCCGUUGCGGGCUCCGUUUCCAUAUACCCAGCUAUGCCAGAGUCGACUUUGCGGAAACGGGUGGCUGGGCGAGCGAGAUCCCGGUGUCGAGGCGGAGGCGAUGCCAGAGACGAGAGAUUGCUAGUUUCGUCGAUGUCGCAAGUGGGUGGGUUUAAUUUCGAUAUUUCGGAGGGUCGUCACGCUGCAGCGGACGAGUUAGUGAUCCAAUCGCGAAGAAGCUUUUUGCAGACGGGAGCCACGUUAGCUUCACUAGCUGUGCUUGACCGUUUCCCAGCGCUUGCUGAGCCUGCAGAAAUUCAGCCGGAAGCGCCUGUAUCUCAGGAAGCGUUAGCAGGGGAUGGAACAGCCACUGCUCAGCAAUCGGCGAGCAAACCUAAAAAGUCCCGUGUUAAUACUGAUACGUGGUACAGGUUUCGAGGAGAAGGGUUCACAAUGAAGUAUCCCCCCGACUUUGAGGACAUUGUCGAGUAUGAUGAAAGUGGAAGUUCGUUGUAUGGAGAGCGUGCGAAGGAGAGGCCUUUCGCAGCUCGUUUUGCAUCUCCUGACAGAAAGGAAGUUCUGAGUGUUGUCGUACGGAAUGCAUCGCAACUCAAACUUUCCUUCUAUGAGACACAAGACAUCACGGAGUUUGGAACGUUGGAAGAGGCAGCCAAAAUGUUUGUUCCUGCAGGGUCAAAAAUUGUGGCCGCCGCCGCUCUUAAGCCCACAGACAGUAGAAUCCCCAGGACGUAUUACUUGUAUGAGUUCCUCGCAAAGAACGACAAACGGGUGGCAAUGUCCGCUGCAGCUGCGGGAGGAAGGGUGUUUGUAUUCGGAGCAAUGGCACCAAAUUCGAGAUGGAAUGAAGUAGGGAGCAAAAUGCGAACAGCUGCCGUCAAUUUUUCGCUCCCUUCGUGAAUUGAUUUGGUUUGGCAUAUUCUCUACAGCUCCUCCUGUUCACACAAAGCCUGACCUCUCUGGAUUGGAGCAUUGCCAUGAGUCCCUGCAACUGUGAAGCAUACAAUUUUUUAGCAUGACUAAAGUCAGUUAGGAUAGCAGCUGAGAUUCUUCACACAAUCACGUGGAUGGGGCCACUGGUCCAAGACGUCCGCAACGGAGUACCAAUUUUUAUUUUAUCUUCUUCUUAAUAACUUUCCACAUUUACACCCUCUGAGUUAA